This is a messenger RNA of Clupea harengus (Atlantic herring), 6796 nucleotides long. It is a transcript of the gene myo16, whose product is annotated as myosin XVI. Gene Ontology annotation, cellular component: nucleoplasm; perinuclear region of cytoplasm; myosin complex. The transcript is spliced from 34 exons. Lineage: Eukaryota; Metazoa; Chordata; Actinopteri; Clupeiformes; Clupeidae. Gene Ontology annotation, molecular function: ATP binding; protein phosphatase binding; cytoskeletal motor activity. The coding region runs from base 1004 to 6796 and encodes 1930 amino acids. The record is from RefSeq and is a predicted model, not a curated record. Gene Ontology annotation, biological process: phosphatidylinositol 3-kinase/protein kinase B signal transduction; negative regulation of G1/S transition of mitotic cell cycle; neuron projection morphogenesis.
ACAUGAAAGUGCAGGUAUGCUCUUGCAAACACACACACACACACACGCAGAAUACCUUUUCCUGCUGGCUUCCUAACAUGUUUGUAAAUCACACGCCAGCGGUCACACACCCACAUGGUGGUGACACACGCUAAGACAGAGUGUGCCAUAAUGGCAUGCCCCCACUUUAAUGGAGGCCAUCUUAUCAAAGCUAAUUUGUGGGCAGUUUAAAGGUACUUGCCAGUGUUUAAACUAUCAGCCUAGCCAGCGGAAAGCCGCACUGCAGUGGCUUACCUCUCUCUCUCUCUCCCUUCCCUCAUUUUCCCUCUCUACACCUCUCUCCUCCAUCUCCUCUCUCCCUCACACCCCCUACCCCUCCUGCUUUUCAUUCUCGUUUUUUUCUCAUACUGGCAUUAAAUAGUGAAUCAUACCGAUUAAGCCCACCCCCUUCUCCUGAGCAAAUGAAGGAUGGAGGAGAAGAGAGAGAGGGAGGGAGAAAGUGUGUCUGCGUUGGUUGUGGGAAGAGAGGGAGGCAGAGGGAGUAAAGAAGGAGAGAGGACGAGAGUGAGGGCGAGGAGAGGGGUGUGUACAGGGGCGGGCUUUAGGCGGAGUGUCCGUCAGCGUAGCUACAAUAACACGUGUGGCGGUCAUGGUAGUCGAGCGGCUGGCGGUGUGUGUAUGUGUGUGUGUAUAUGUGUGUAUGUGUGUGUGUGAGAGAGUGUGAAUGGCUGCGCUCCAGUAGCACUGCCUCCGACGCAGAGAGCAGGGACCGGCAGAAGGCGAGAGGGCUAAGAUUUACCCACUAACCGCUACACUCGCUCUCUCUGCACUGUCACUACUACUACUACUACUACACUGCAAUCCGAUCUACCGUUAAAUAAUGUACGCGAAGCUACACCAAAUAUCGCAGGGAAAAGCGCGCUGAAUUAUGCAUCUCACCGGCAUCACCAGCUUGAGCGGUAACCUGUAGCUGCGGCGCUCCAUUCAGCCAGGGAAGAAAAAGAACCGGGGGAAAGAAAAGAAAAUGUCACACUAUCAUUUCAUAAAAUGCUGUUGCUUUCAGCUAUGUAACGUCUUUCGCUCACAGAACAUGGAGAUCGACCAGUGCCUGCUGGAGUCUUUGCCCCUGGGCCAGCGGCAGCGUUUGGUGCGCCGCAUGCGCUGCGACCAGAUCCGCGCCUACUACGAGCGCGAGCGCGCCCUGCAGAAGCAGCAGUGCCAGCUCCACGGCGCCGGUGGUGGUGCCGCCGUUGCCACGGCCGCCACCCCAAGUGCCACGGCCAGUGCCAAAGCCCACGGCGCCGGCCACCGCAAGAAGCAGCGGGUCACCUUUCCCGCGGCCAGCGUGAUCCAGGACGCCAUCAUGAGGCACGAUGACAAAGAAGUGCUGAGGCUGUUGAAGGAGGGGGCUGACAUCAACACCCCACUCUCCUCAGGAGGCUCCCUGCUACAUCUGUGUGCUCGCCAUGACAACGUGUUUGCGGCGGAGGUUCUGAUUGAGCGUGGGCUGAAUGCUAACCUGCAGGAUGAGGACCUGUGGACGGCGCUCCAUGUGGCCUGUGCCUGUGACCACCCAGACAUGGUGCUGCUGCUGCUGCUUGCCGGAGCCAACGUGCUGCUGCAGGACGUGAACGGGAACAUUCCACUGGACUACGCCACCGAGGGGACGGAGAGCAGCUACAUCCUGCUCGCCCACCUGGAGGAGAAUGGUGUAGACCUGAGCUCACUCCACCUCAUGAGGACCCAAAGGUCAUCCACUAUGCUGUCUGAUGUUCGGCAGCUGAUCAGCACAGGAGCCAGUUUGAACCAGCACAAUGAGGAUGGCGUCACACUGCUCCAUAUGGCGUGUGCCAGCGGCUAUAAGGAGGUGGCGUCCUUGUUGCUGGAGAGCGGUGCUGACCCCCAGGUGUCUGACAACAACUACUGGACCCCCCUGCACCUGGCCUCCAAAUAUGGACAGACGCGCAUUGUGAGCCUGCUGUUAAAAUACAAAGCCGACCCCACUCUUCUGAACUGCAGCCAAGAUAAACCCUCAGAUGUUGCAGCAUCGGACCACAUUGCAGACAUGCUGCUGCGGGCAGAGGAAUUCUGGGUACAGCGCCAUAAGGACCCUGGGGUAGCCUUGCCCAUGCCUGAUGAGAAUUAUGAGGACCUCGCUCAGGAUGUGGCCACACCCAUUAAGAAGCUGACCCCCCUGUCGGUGCCCAUCUCUAAGCGGGACAGUCUGCUGGAGAAAGAGCGCAUGUUCAGAGACGUGGCAGGAGCCCUGAGCAGGCAUCCCUCGCAGGACAACGGCCUGGACGGACCCUACACCAGCGGCACGGGCAAACUGGAGCAGGUGAAGCUGAUGCCCCCAGCGCCUAAUGAUGACCUGGCUUCCCUGAGUGAGCUGACAGACAGCAGCCUGCUCUAUGAGAUGCAGAAGCGCUUUGGAAAUGACCAGAUCUAUACUUACAUCGGACACAUUCUCCUGCUUGUCAACCCCAACAAGGUCCUCCCCAUCUAUUCAACCCUUGUGAGUCAGCUGUACCUGUGCUCCACUGGUCGUCUGUGCUCGUCUCUCCCGCCCCACAUCUUCUCCUCGGCUGAGAGAGCCUAUCACAUGAUGCUGCAGGAGCGACGCCCACAGUGCUUCGUCAUCAGUGGUGAGAGUGGUUCUGGGAAGACAGAGGCCUGCAAGCACAUUCUGAAGCACCUGGCUGCUCGUUCCAGUCCCAAAGGGUUUGCCCUGGAGCCCAGGAUGAAGCAUGUGAACUGUGUGCUGGAGGCCUUUGGUCACGCUAAGACCCAGAUGAACCCCAACUCCAGCCGCGUCAUCAAACUCCUGACUGUACAGUACUGUGAGAAGAGGAGGACCAUUCUGAGAGCGCGCGUGCAUGCGUACAUGCUGGAGAAGGCCCGCCUCACCUGCCCACCGCAGCAGCAGCAGAACUUCAGCAUCUUCCACCUGAUGGCCGAGGGGCUGUCUGCGGAGGAGAAGAGCGGCCUGUACCUCAACAACCUGCUCGUGCACAGGUUCCUGAGGAGCACAGAGGCAGGUGAGGCACCCCCGGUGGGCACUGCCAACGCCCAGAGCAGAGAGAGACUGGCAGCACUGAAGCAGGCCCUGCGAGCCCUCGGCUUAAACAAACUGGAGGUGGAGAAUCUGUUUGUGGUGCUGUCGGCCCUGCUGCACCUGGGGGACGUGCGCUUCACAACCCUGGGCGACACCGACACGGCCCUCCCCUCCGACCUGCAGCUGCUGGAGAGAGUCUCGUGCAUGUUGCAGGUGAAUCCAGACGAUCUCGGGGCGGCCCUCACCUCUGACGUUCAGUAUUUCAAAGGCGAUAUCAUCACCAGGCGCCACUCCGUCGACAUGUCCAACCACACCCGAGACCUGCUGGCCAAAGCCCUCUACGGCCGCCUGUUCAGCUACCUGGUCAACAACAUCAAUUACUACCUACAAGGCCCAGAGGAGACCAUGGGAGACCCUGCUCUGGAGAUAGGCAUACUGGACAUCUUUGGCUUUGAGGAGUUUCCGAAGAACAGCUUCGAGCAGCUCUGCAUCAACAUGACAAACGAGCGGAUCCAGCAGCACGUCACUGAGGUCCUGUUCCAGCUGGAGCAGCGGGAGUGUCUGCAAGAGGGCAUCUCCUCGGAAACGCUGCGCUCCCCUGGCAACCAGUCAGCCGUGCUGGACUUCUUCUUCCAGAAGCCUCAGGGUCUCCUGAGUGUGGUGGAUGAGGAGAGCCAGGCCCUGCGAUGGUCCGAGCACAGCCUCUACAAGCGGCUCCAGAACCGGCUGGAGAGCAGCGGCGCCACCGAUGCCGUCUCCCUGGCAACCAAAGACGGCAACGGCAAUCCCCCACCCAAAGACCAGGGGCCCUCCUUCACGGUCUCACACUAUGCCUGCAAGAUGACCUAUGACCUGACAGGCUCCCUGGAGAGGAACAGGGAUGCCCUGUCUCAGAAUGUCCUGUUUGUCAUGAAAUCCAGUGAGAAUGUCCUCAUCCAGCAGCUGUUCCAGUGUAAGCUGACUCAGACUGGCUCUCUGGUGCCUCCUGCCCACCACCGCCUCAAACUGCGCGGGCCCAAAGCCUGCCUCCUCCUGCAGAAGAGCCCCACACCCACCGCCACCCGAGACCACAAGAAGUACCUGGAGCUUAGAAAGCUGGUGAAGAAGAAGGCAGGCAGCGGGCUUCUGCAGAGGCUGGAGAGGGGCGGGCCCAUCACCGUGGCAACCCAGCUCAGGAACUCCCUGUGUGAGAUCACCAGGAAGCUGCAGAGCUGCACCCCCCACUUCGUGCAGUGCGUGCGGCCCAACGCCGGCGGUCAGCCGGACUCCUUCCACAGCCUCCACGUGUCCACGCAGCUGCAGUACGUCGGUGUCCUGGAGAUGGUGCGCAUGAUCCGCUACGGCUACCCCGUCCGCCUAACCUUCGCCGGCUUCCUCAGCAGGUACCGAGAGCUGGUGGAGACCACGCUGGGAGACGGGAGGAAGCUGCCCGCGGAGGAGAGGUGCAGGCACGUGCUCCAGCACAGCAAACUCCAGGGGUGGCAGAUGGGCAGCAGUAAAGUGUUCCUGAGGUACUGGCAGGCUGACCACUUGAAUGACCGCUGCCAUCAGCUUCACAAGAAAAUUGUCACCUGCCAAAAAGUGGUGCGUGGCUGGCUGGUGCGUAAGCGCAUGCGCUGCAGGCUGAGCAGCGUGGGUCAGCGGGGCCGCUGCACUGUCCAGCGCUUCCUGCAGGGGGCCGAGGAGCUGGGCCUGCGCUCCUACGACAGCCUGGUGCUGCAGAACGCCUCUGACAUCGCACGCGAGAACGACCGCCUGCGCGGGCCACCCGCCGGUCCACAGCCCCUUGGGGAGAGGCCCGAGCCCGUAGGCAAGGAGGAGGACUCUCCCAAGAGGCCUGUGGAGAAGUGCGGCCGUGUGAACGACGUCGCCGGCAGCCGAGUCGCCCGGCACUUUCGCUCCAGCUCCGUGCCGCUCCCCCUGCAAGUGGACAACUUGGUAUAUUCCGCCGGCGGCUCCUCUAUGAAACCGGCCCUGCAGUCCAUGGGCCACGCAAGCGAGGAGGGGGGCAGCGGAGUCGGAGGGAUGUCGUCUCCGCGGAAACAGCCGCCCCCCAAGCCCAAGCGGGAUCCCAACACGCGUCUGAGCGCGUCCUACGAGGCGGUGAGCGCGGGGCUGUCCAUCGCGCCCAAAGAUAGCCCUGCUGACGGCUGCCAGGCGUCCCCCGCAGGAAGCCCUCCCAAAACACAGCUGUCCCCCUCCGACCUCUCCAACCUGUCCAAACCGCGGCCGCACAGCGACGACUACAGCACCAUGAAGAAGAUCCCCCCGCCCAAGCCCAAGCGCAGCCCCAACACCAAGCUGACGGGCUCCUACGAGGAGAUCCCGGGCGCGCCCCUGCAGCGUCCCACCGACAUGAAGCUGGCCUGCCUGGCCCGCGCCGGGCACCACCACCACCACGGCCUGGGCACCAUUCAGCGGACGGCCUCCAUGGACGGGCCCCACUCUGCGGCCACGCUCAGCCUGUACCGCUGCCCCGACGACGAGGACGUCUACAUCGAGAUGGUGGGCACCUCGCAGGCCCUUGGCGGCCAGCCCGAGACGGACAGCCCGGAGAUGGGAGAAGCCGUCUACGAGGAGAUGAAGUACUUCCUGCCCGAGGAGGGUGGGUCGGUGGUGGCGUCGGCGGCGGGUCCCGUAGCCCAGCCUCUGGCGGUCCGGCCCGAGACCCUAGAGCCUCUGGUCCAUGCGCUGGAUGCCAAGAGGGCAUCUGGGGCCGGGUGUGGAGUGGGGUCGGCCGAGCAGGUGGCCAAGCAGGGCGCCAAAGAUGGGGCCUCGUGCGACAUCCCGGCACCCUUCCCCAACCUGCUCCCUCACCGGCCCCCGCUGCUGGUGUUCCCCCCAUCGCCGGUCACAUGCUCCCCGGCCUCGGACGAGUCGCCACUCACGCCGCUGGAGGUGAAGAAGCUGCCCGUGUUCGAGACCAACCUCAACUUCAGCCAGGACGGCAGCAGCCCCCUCUCCCCUCAGUAUGCCCGCCAGAGAGCCGACUCCUCCCCGAGCCUCUCUGUCCUCAUGCCCGAUAGGUCCACGCCGCCCUUGACUCCUCCCCCGGCCCCGGCUCCGCCAAUAGGAACCAUUCUCCCGCCGGCUCCGCCUCCUCCGCCUUACAGGCCACCGUCCCACUUCCCAUUCCCGCCCGAGCCGUGCUUCAUGUCCAUGACCCGGGGCCACAGCGGUUCCGUGGACACCUCCUGCAGCACCACCCCUCCGCCCAUGUCCGCCGGCGUCGGCCUUGGCGGCGGGGGGAAGCCCCCGUACUCCCCGGUGAAGGGGGGCCCGUCGGCCCGACCCGAGCCCCGGAGGGCCCACUCCUGCUCAUCGUCGCCGCUGCUCUUCAACCCGGCCAACGGGCGCCCGCUAACCAGCCCGCUGGACGAGCUCAACACGCUAUUCAGCUCCGGGCGCCACCUGCUGCGCAAGUCCUCCACCAGACGCAAGGUCCGCGACGCCGGAUUCAACUCCAACAUCAACGUGCCGGGGCGUGAGGACCAGGGCCCCACCUCUCUGUCUCCACAGCUCCAGGACAAGAAUGCCAACACCCACAACCACUGCCCUAACUCCCCCAGCCCUGCGCCCGUUGAGAACGGCAACCAGCUGUCCAAUGGGUCGUUAGAGGAUGAGGGACACCCCAAGUCAAAUGGCUCCAGUGCCACAUUACAGCACAGACACUUGGACAGCCAUCAUACUCAGGUAAACAUGCAAACCCCCCUCCAGCACACAGACACACACACACAGACACACACCCACAGCACAGAGUAA